GGCCGUUGUUUGAAUGGUCGUUAAAUUUCCCGCUGUUUCGCUGGUCGAUAAAUCGGUCGUUGUUGCUUUUGUUGCUACAGGUUGUUGUUGCUCCGUCGUAAUUGGUAGGUUGUUGCUUUUCGACGUUGUAACUGGAGGCGGAGGUGGCGGAGGUGGCGGCAGAAUACAUUCUAGUCCUGUAUUUCUGGAUUUUCAAUGAUCUUCGCACUAGACAUUUUGCAGCGUAAAUACCGCGAUAUUCUUUAUUAUUGUUAGAGAAAACUUGACGGCGCGCGAUAAUUACGGUGCGAUAAGAAAGCUCGUUUUCGUUCGCUUCACACUCACGAAUUAGUUUUCUCUCUGUAGUUUUACAUUUCGCACGAUUCGUUGGAACGUGGUAUCAUUACGAUUCAUGUAUUAUGUUUGACUGUCAAUUAUUCAAUGAAAUACAAAAGUUUGUGAGGUUAAUAGGCGAGUUUGACAAGCGACCCGACGACAUUACGCGAUAUUGAACUGUGAUGCAAGAUGGCUGCUAACACUACGUUCGUCGGUCGUGGACUAUCCAAAAUUAUUCGAAUUGCCACAGAAAAUAGAAUUUUUUAUGGCCAACUUAUUGAAAGUCGUUUAGUCUGGAAGGAUGGAGGAAAAGGCUGAACUUCUAGCAUGUCUCGAGGAAAAAAUAGAGAGUGGCAAAGCCACGAUAGACCGACUGAAACUUGUGACAAAGAUUGACGGGACUGAAAAACUUAUACGAAAGAUUCAACAAGAAAUUAGAUUUUUAGAAAAGGUGCAAUCUACAGAAAAUGUAAAGAAAGAACAUCUACAAAGUACAAAUUUGAUUCAUUUGAAUGCAAUCGUAGCACGACUUUUUUGUGCUAAUGAACCUACCAAUAUUAUGAAACCCUUUAAGUAUCAAAAGUCACGCUUAGAAGUAGAUAUUGUAUGUGAUGGUGGUGCAUCAUGGAUAAAGGUUAUCGCUAGAAAUGCUAGAGCUCUUACAAUGAUUUCAAUGGGUAAUGGAGAAUAUGGGCAAAAAUCUGUGCUUGAUCAAGCAACGAGUUACUUGGAAUGCGCAAAGUGUUAUCCACAUUUGUAUAGGCCACCUGAUAUUAUAUUCCAUUUUGCUUAUGGCAUAGAAAUUCCAUUAGCUACACGUUUGGCACACAUGGGAAUAAUCAUUGAAGGGGAUAAGAUACAGUGUGAAGAUGUAAAAAAUAUAGAUAUACAUGAUAGCGAGGACAGAUUUUCAACGUGGAUGCAUUCGUUAGAAUCUACUGAGGAACCUUUGGAUGAAUACAAAAAGAGCAUAAAGUCAAAUCUAGAAACUUUAAAUACAUUUUCCCUUAAAACUGAAAUAAAUGUUCUUAAUUUGGAUGUGUCAACUUUAUUAGCAUACGUGACAAAUAUGACCAAUGGAUAUGAUCAUUUUAUUUAUCGUGAGCCUUUACUCACACAACAAGCAGAAAUGGAGAGGAAAUGUCCAGUGAAACCAAUUUUAGAGAAUUUAUUCAAGGGAAAGGAACUGAUUGUCUGUCAAACUGCUUAUGAAAAUUUUAUGAACAUUAUAGAUGUUAUUGGUGGACCCAAAGAGACUUUUAGGGCAAAAGAAUUACUGAAUAAAGUUCAAAUUGUUAAAGAUAUAUCAACGGGCAGAAUAAUGGAAAAGCUUAAUCUGGGUGGUAAAAUUAAAGAUAGAUCUAGAUUGGUUUUUGCAACAGGGGAAGAUAUGAAAAGCAUUACAGUAUCAGCAAAUGAGGGAUUUGUUAGAGCAGCACGUAUGCAGGUAUAAGUAUUUAUACUAUAAAGUAUAACAGUUUCAAACAAUUCCAGUAAUAAAUUUUUUCAGGGUAUUGAAUGUACAGUCUUUCUGCAUGAACCUAGAUCUCUUUCAGAGAUUAAAGAAGGUUAUGCGACAAAAAUAGGUUCGUCUUGAUGCCAGUUAAAUACAUUUAGAUUAUUACAAAAGAAAUAUUCAGGCUACAUAAGAAAUAUACAGGCUACAUAAUGUUUACUAUUAGGCUUGAUAAUUAACGCGCAUGUCCAUACUUUCUUCAAAUUCUGUAAAAAAAAAUUAAGUAAAUUUAGUUUUAACAGAAAUGUUUCCAAUGUAAAAAAUGUUGAGUAUACCAUUAAUAAAUUUGUUGAAAUGUGGAUUUCUCUCUUUUGCUAACUGAAUAUAUUCUUUAUAUUUGAUUUCAUCUCCAAGUUGUUUAUAACACUUAGCACUAUUUAGGAGUGCUUUCAAGUUCGUAUUAUUAACUUUUAAUGCCCAUUCACAAUCGGCUAAGGCUUUUUCGAAUAAUCCAAGCUGAAUAUAUGACAAAGCUCUAUUAUUCCAUAACACGGUCGAAUCUUUUCGUUGUUCAAGUGCUUUACUGUAAUAUGUUACCGCUUUUUCGUAAUUUUUCUCCCUAAAUGCACCAUUACCAAUUGUUUUCAAUGUUUCUGCACGUUCGUUUCUAAUCUUUCGGUUCUCUGCUCUCUCUUUUGCAUCUUUUUCCACGCUUCUUAUGAACGCUUCUGUGUAAAUGUAAAAAAAUUUCAAUUAGUAUGAAAGUGCAGAAUACAAGGAUGAUUAUUCGGUACCUUUAGACAUUUGUUCCUCAGUAGAAUUUUCAUUGAUUGAACAUUUGUUAAUCACUGUACGAUUCAUUUUUAUUUUUAAUUCAGUAUCAUCGCAUAUAUUCUUUUCUGAUCGUUUCUCUAAAAUUUCGUCGGCCAAUAUUUGUCCUUGCUUUUGUUCUUCAGGAUUAGGAGAAGCCAACUUUUUCACAAUUUUUUCUUAAAAAAUUAGAAUAAAGCAAAGAUUACGUUCAUAAUCGAAAGAAAAUAAUACUUACCGACUUCAGUAACGCGAUGCAUGAAGUUCUGAAAUUCUUCUUCUGUUACAUGUUUAUCAAUUGUUGAGUCAUCCAUAAUUUGUUGGCCUUUUAUUAUCUUUUUGUUCAAAUUACUGUGAUCUGUGAUUGUCUGAUCCAUAUUCUAAAUAUUUUUUAAUAAAAAUAAUGAAAGGAGAUUGAGCUAAUCAUAGAAUUAGCUAAUCAAGAAUAA
Molecule: messenger RNA, 3030 nt
Organism: Heterotrigona itama
Lineage: Eukaryota; Metazoa; Arthropoda; Insecta; Hymenoptera; Apidae
Source: the annotation of a GenBank genome assembly